Panicum virgatum (switchgrass) is the source of this 1544-nucleotide messenger RNA. RefSeq lists its product as uncharacterized. Gene Ontology annotation, molecular function: nucleic acid binding. The transcript is spliced from 3 exons. The record is from RefSeq and is a predicted model, not a curated record. Lineage: Eukaryota; Viridiplantae; Streptophyta; Magnoliopsida; Poales; Poaceae. The coding region runs from base 191 to 1462 and encodes 423 amino acids.
UAACGCCCCUGUGCUGGAAGAUGGUGAAGACGCCCCUGUAGUGGAGGACGUUGAAGACGGCCUCGACCAGAACGUGUUUGAUCUAAACCUUCCACUAGAUGAGUUCGGCGCGGUGGAUUUUGAUUUCGUUCAAAACAAUCUUGAACAAGCCGUGCAAGCUCCAGUUCAAGCAAACCGAAGAAAUCUAGACAUGUCAGAUGAGCUUAGAAAGCAAGUUUACCAAGCUUUAUUAGCUAGAAGCAAGAAUGGGCAUCUAGGCAAGAAAGAUACAAGAAUUGUUGCCGAGCAUUUUGGGGUACACAUUCAGGUCGUCCAACGUUUGUGGAAGAGAGGUAAAACACAACUUGCAAAUUUCAUUCCGGUUGAGGUUAGCAGUAGAAAGAAGGGUAGAUGUGGUCGUAAGGCAAUCCCUGUUAAUUUGGAAGCAUUGCGCAACAUUCCUCUCAAGGAUAGAAUGACAAUAGAAGAUGUGUGUAGCCAACUUGACAUGAGUAAAUGGAAGAUUCAAAGGUUACUGAAAAAAGGAUUUAUUAGGCGCCAUUCUAGUAGCAUAAAGCCAUACCUCACUGAUGCUAACAAAAAGGCUCGGUUGAAGUGGUGUGUUGAUAUGAUUGACAAGGACAUCCUUGAUGACCCAAGAUUUAGGGAUUUGUUUGACAUUGUGUUCAUUGAUGAAAAAUGGUUUUACCUCUCUAAAAAAUCAGAGAAUUAUUACUUGCUACCCGAAGAAGAUGAACCCCAUCGCACUUGUAAGAACAAAAAUUACAUCCCUAGGAUCAUGUUCUUGUGUGUUUGUACUCGGCCAAGGUUUAGGGAUGGAGAGUGUAUUUUUGAUGGCAAGAUUGGUUGUUUUCCACUAGUUACUUAUGAACCGGCUCAAAGAGGUAAUGAGAGAACCGGUCGUGUUCGUGGAGACUUGAUGGUAAAGCCUAUAGCUUCGAUCACAAGAGAUGUGAUGAGGGACUUCAUGAUCAACAAAGUUUUACCGGCAAUUCGAGCCAAAUGGCCAAGAGAGGAUGUGGGCAAACCAAUCUACAUUCAACAAGAUAAUGCACCUUCCCAUAUAAAAUUGGAUGAUCCAAUUUUUUGUGAGGCUGCAAAGCAAAAUGGCUUUGACAUUCGCCUAAUUUGUCAACCACCUAAUUCUCCGGAUUUUAACAUUCUUGAUUUGGGAUUUUUUCGAGCUAUUCAAGCCAUUCAAUACAAGAAAAAUGCAAAAACAGUUGAAGCUCUAAUUCCAGUAGUACAAGAGGCAUUCAUGGAGUACUGUCCACACAAGGCAAACAGAAUAUUUGUAACCCUCCAAACUGUAUUGAUGGAAGUCAUGAAGAUUAAAGGAUGCAACAAGUACAAAAUUCCUCACAUGCAAAAGGAAAGAUUAGAGAGAGAACAAAGACUUCCCUUGCAGAUUUCUUGUGAGCCAUCGUUGCUAGCUGAAGCCAUAGGUAGUCUAGAUGCAUGAAACAAAUAGAACUCGAUUAGUACUAGAUGAUAAGCAAUGGUUGAACAAGAACUCGAUGAGCAAUGUAAUCUUACUGUUUUCA